AUGGCGACCGCUACCAAUGUCUCAUCAGGUGAUAUCCCUUUCGCCACUUUCUCUGCUGCCAACGAUGCUGCCAUCCUCCUGCUUGAGCUCAUCCAGGCCACCGCUUCACCGCCAAAUCUCGUGAAUGAUGGAAAUUCCAUCGGAUUUCAACUGUGGCUUCCAUCUUUAACCAAUACGCCUCAUUCAGAAGGCUCUGGCACUGAUUCUGAUACCAGCUCCAACACUGGCUUGGAAAAUAAUUGUACUUCUUGGGAGAUUGGUGCCGGUACACCGCCGGCCAUGGUGGGCAAAGGGUUGGGUCGCAAGAAUCCACCCAUUCUUCUUUGCCCUCCAGGUGAAACACCAGGCUCCAAGGCUGUUCGUAAAUUCAUAAAGGAUUUCCAUGCCACUGUUUACAUCCAUGAGGAAUCAGGUGUAUUCCUGCUUAAAACACUUUGUGAUCGACCAGUCAUCUACGAACAAGGCGACAUGUACGGCAAUGACUUGAAGCUUGGUUUAGAUGAAUGGGGUGAGGGUAUGACGUGCGUCUUGCGGAGAGAGCGCAACUACAUUCAUAUCGGUCAAUAUCGCUUUCUUAUUAAAUUUGCGACACAAACUCGAGAGACCUACCGCAACUUUACUACGCAAAUGAACGACAAUUUGAAGAGUGAAUACCAUAGUCUAGUCCCCUCACGUUUGUUCAAUUUCAUUCCGGUUUCUUCUCCAUACAAUAAGAGGGAAUGGAACGUAUGGUUCCAUCGCCAAAUCCCAACAGCUGACAUCACCGCCGGCGUCAACAUUCACACUGGACGGCCGGUUGCGAUCAAAACGGUGCGCAACAGGGAUAUCAUCCAUGCGCGCCAACAUAUUGUCAGCCAACUGCAGAUGGCACUCCAGAGCAACGGCAGGCAAGAUAGCGGCAUCCUUGGCAUUAUCGAUGUGUGGUGUGAUCACCAUACUUCUCCCUGCCUAUUCGACAUGCAUGAUCGUGAUCUGCUGGCGAGGUGUUCUCAUACCCGUUAUUCGAUGCCACUGGCCUCGCAUAAUUUCUUGGAUCUUCCUUGGUCAAAAUUGGGAACCGAAAUGCGACUGUUCUAUUUCCAUCAGACCUUGUUAGGCCUCGCUCAGAUUCAUGAGCAAGAUCUUGCUCAUGGGAAUAUCCGACCCGGGUCACUCCUCAUAUUAGGCGACGCAACGCACAAAUUACGCCUAAAUCCUAAAAGUCCUGCGAAAAAUAAAGCUGUCAUAUCCCUCUCCAUGAGCCGGGUAGAGAAGAAGAUGUUUGACGCGACAAGAAUUUGCGUCGCACCUGAAGUAUGGCAGAACCAAGAGGCCACAAGAGAUCUGGAUAAGACAAAACUCGACAUCUGGGCAUUAGCCUCCUCGUGGCUGUACGCAUUUGCCAAACCAAAUGAUAGCAAAAUAGCAACAGAGAAUAAUCAUCGGUGGCUCCAGAAUCGAGUGGAUGGAACCUUCAAAUCAAACCCUGAUCUGGCGCUUUUUGGCAGUCUUUUGAGCAAAAUGUUGGCCUGGAAGCCACAAGAUCGACCAACUGCUGCCGAAGCUCUUGCAAGCGACGCCUGGCAGCUUGUUUGGGCCGAGAAGGAAAAAGAGAAGGGCAAGAAAGAGCAGAAGCGGAAGGCCAAAAUGCAAUUGGACGGGGCCAAGAGAGUUAGGGUGCUCUCACCUGGGGAAGAAGAUUACAAGAUCUUUGAGUCGUAA
Molecule: messenger RNA, 1701 nt
Organism: Trichoderma aggressivum f. europaeum
Lineage: Eukaryota; Fungi; Ascomycota; Sordariomycetes; Hypocreales; Hypocreaceae
Exons: 1
Coding region: 1-1701 (566 amino acids)
Biological process (GO): mitotic DNA damage checkpoint signaling; protein phosphorylation
Cellular component (GO): nucleus; cytoplasm
Molecular function (GO): ATP binding; protein serine/threonine kinase activity
Source: RefSeq, a predicted model, not a curated record